This is a messenger RNA of Hyla sarda, 2298 nucleotides long. RefSeq names its product oocyte zinc finger protein XlCOF7.1-like. Gene Ontology annotation, molecular function: DNA-binding transcription repressor activity, RNA polymerase II-specific. Lineage: Eukaryota; Metazoa; Chordata; Amphibia; Anura; Hylidae. The coding region runs from base 60 to 2009 and encodes 649 amino acids. The record is from RefSeq and is a predicted model, not a curated record. Gene Ontology annotation, biological process: negative regulation of transcription by RNA polymerase II. The transcript is spliced from 7 exons.
CCAGGAUCCUCUGCUGAUAUCUUCUAUAUAAGAGAAUUCUCCUGGAUGACCAAUCAACCAUGGAGAGAGACAGGAACAAGAUGGCCGACAGGAUCAUAAACCUCACCCUACAGAUACUCUUCCGGCUUACUGGAGAGGAUUACACAGUAGUGAAGAAGUCCUCUAGUGGGCGCUGUCGGGCCCCUGUGUGUGAAGGAUGGGGAAGAACCCUGAGCCCAAUCCCGGGGACCCCACCUCACUCCCUGAUACAUGAGGAAAUGGAUGAACAGAAGAUCCUAGAACUCAUCAAUAAGAUGAUGGAGCUGCUGACUGGAGAGGUUCCUAUAAGGUGUCAGGACGUGGCGGUCUAUUUCUCCAUGGAGGAGUGGGAGUAUGUAGAAGGACACAAGGAUCAGUACAAGGAUCAGGUCAUGAUGGAGGAUCAGCAGCCCCUCACAUCACCAGUCAGAUCAAGUAAGAGAACAGCACCAGAGAGGUGUCCCCGCCCUCUUCUUCCACAGGAUGAUCAGGGAGAAGAUCAGAACAAUAUUAAUGCUCCAGAGACAGAUGUGAGCUGUGAUGAGCAGUAUAAGGAGGACAUUCCCACAGAGAGAGAUCUGAUCUAUAUUAAUGCUACAGACAUAAAGGAAGAGGAAGAGACAGAUGUGAGUGGUGAUGAGCAGUAUAAGGAGGACAUUCCCACAGAGAGAGAUCAGAUCUAUAUUAAUGCUACAGACAUAAAGGAAGAAGAAGAGACAUAUGUGAGCGGUGAUGAGCAGUAUAAUAAGGACAUUCCUACAGGUAAAGAUCUGAACUAUACUAAUGGUACAGACAUAAAGGAAGAGGGAGAAGAGACAGAUGUGAGCGGUGACAAGCAGGAUGUGGAGGACAUUUCUACAGGGAAAGAUCUGAACAAUGUUAAUGCUACAGACAUAAAGGAAGAAGAAGAGACAGAUGUGAGCGGUGAUGAGCAGUAUAAGGAGGACAUUCUUAAGGAUAACCACCCAGAUUCUUGUACCAGGAGAUCAGAGGAGAAUCUUAUAUCUUCAGAUUAUAAAGCAGAUGAUGAUAUCACACAAGAUACAUAUGAAGAACAUUCCAUUAUCCCAGAUACACCCUCAGCCCUUCACAGCCAAGAUCUCUCAUCUCAUCCUUAUAUACAGGUCCUGUCUUCUCAGUCAUCACAGGAUGUUCAGCAAAAUAAAGGUCACAGAAGGAAUGUUGGACAUCAAAAAGCUCAUACAGGAAAGAAACCAUAUUCAUGCUCAGAAUGUGGGAAAUGUUUUACUAAGAAAUCAAAUCUUAUUCAACAUCAAAGAAUUCACACAGGGGAGAAGCCAUUUUUAUGUUCAGAAUGUGGGAAAUGUUUUACUUGUAAAUCAAGUCUUGUUAAACAUCAAAGAACUCACACAGGAGAGAAGCCAUUUUUAUGUCCAGAAUGUGGGAAAUGUUUUACUUUUAAAUCAAGUCUUGUUAUACAUCAAAGAACUCACACAGGUGAGAAGCCAUUUUCAUGUGCAGAAUGUAUGAAAUGUUUUACUGAUCAAUCAAGUCUUGUUAAACAUCAAAUAACUCACACAGGGGAGAAGCCAUUUUCAUGUUCAGAAUGUGGGAAAUGUUUUACUGAGAAAUCAGGUCUUGUUAAACAUCAAAGAACUCACACAGGAGAGAAGCCAUUUUCAUGUUCAGAAUGUGGGAAAUGUUUUACUGACAAAUCAAGUCUUGUUAUGCAUCAAAGAAUUCACACAGGGGAGAAGCCAUUUUCAUGUGCAGAGUGUGGGAAAUGUUUUACAAAGCAUUUUUUUCUUGUUAGCCAUCAAAGAACUCACACAGGAGAGAAGCCAUUUUCAUGUGCAGAGUGUGGGAAAUGUUUUACUGCGAAAUCAAGUCUUGUUCAACAUAAUAGAACUCACACGGGGGAAAAGCCAUUUUCAUGUUCAGAAUGUGGGAAAUGUUUUGCAGACAAAUCAAGUGUUGUUAGACAUCUAAUAGUUCACACAGGAGAGAAGCCAAUUCAGAGUUAUAAAUGAUGCAGAUAACACAUCUAUAUAUUAACCAUGUACAUAGGAUAUCUGACAUUUAUACAUAUUUCAUGGGUGUUUGUUGCAGUUGAUGAUGAUGAUAGGCUUAUACUCGAGUCAAUAGAUUUAUUAUAGUACAGUAACCUACGAGUAUAAAUACAAUCAGUCCCAUCACUAUAGCUAUGAGUCCCUUCAACCAGGAGAAGAUAUUCCUCAACCAAUCAGGGAGAAGCUCCAAAAGCCAGGACCGCCAAUCAUCGCUUACAUCUUGCUUGAUACUAGAGGCUACAUAAUCCUA